UCAACUAAUAUGUAUAUGUAAGAUAAUAUUUCGAAAUAUGUAUGUGUGUAUGAGAGAGAGAAAGAGAGGGAAAGAGAGAGAGAGAGAGAGUAUCUCUAGCACCGCAAGCUCGAAACUUAUCUAAAAAGACGAAGGAAGGGGUUGUGCUUGGUGCACGGGUUCGUUCUACGGCGCAAACUCGAGCUCGUCCUUGUUCCCUCCCACUCUGCUAAGGGGAUAGAGGUGGAGCUCUGCCUACUACCCGCCAAUACAUGUCCCGGCUCUCGGUAUACGUUUGCCGCGUUACCCCGUCGCUUCAUCAGUCCUUUUACGUCCGAAAACGCGCGCGAUCUACGCAACCCCGGUUCUCCUUCGGUGUGUGCGUUGCGUGCGUACGUGCGUGCGUACGUACGUGCGUGCGUGCGUGCGUGCGUGCGUGCGUGUGUGUGUUUGUGUGGGUGCGUGCGUGUGCGUGUGCGUGUGCGUGUGCGUGUGCGUGUCGUGCGCAUUUCUUGCGUUUGUCGCGCGAACGCGCGCGUUACGUGUACGUGUACGUGUACGUGUACGUUUUUACAUUUUACAUACGUUUGUGCGUACACGUUUGUGUCUCUACGUACAUUCGUGUGUGUGCGUGUGCGUGUGCGUAUCUCUGUGCGUUUCGUAUAUAUUCAGAAUCAAAGAAAAGAGAAGGGAGAAAAGAAAAGAAAAGAAAAGAGAAGAAAGGAAGAAAGAAAUCGAGAGAAAUAACGAACGCAGUAAAGGAAGGAAGGAAGGAAGGAAGGAAGGAACAAGAAAGAAAGAAAAAAGAAAAUUUACGCGUUAACCUAUUUUCUUAUCAUCCGUCAUCAGCCAUCUUUCAAAAACAAAGAUCGACGUACGUACGUCCGUCAAAAAGAGAUAACGCGUAUCAAUAAACUUCGGACAGAAUUGCUGGUUACAUAGAUAUUUGAUAGAUAAUGACAAGCUAUUAUCAUAUAUAUUAUUAUGGAAAAGAUCGAUUACAUCGAGGGACCCAAUUUGUUGAAGGUGUCAAUUUGUAAUCCACGAAUUUUAAAUCGGAUUGCACAUGUGCCGUAGUCGUUACAACUUACAACACUACUUGUCAUAGUAUUUGGAUGAGAAGAAUACUUGGACGUUGGACGAAUGAGAAACGACAAAAUGGAUACUAAAACUCUCCGAAUCGUUUCUGGUCUUCUUUUUUGCAUCUUUUUGGGCCCACAUGUCGGACAGGCGAAAAAUGGACCGAAUUAUGGAAGAGAGAUCGGUUCGUUUCAAGAAUAUGCACACGGUAUCAAAGGGAUUAUAUAUGCUGCAGACGAUAGUACGAUAUUCAUAAAAGGAUUCUCUUAUGAUGGAAGGGGUCCAGACGCAUAUUUUUGGGUCGGUAAUAGUACAAGACCCAGUCCUGACGGCUACAUCGUACCAUAUCCCGAAGAUUACAAGGGCAGAGAUCCACCAGUGUUGAAGGCGUUCGACAAUACUGAUAUUGUCUUAAGGUUGCCACAAGGGAAACGCUUGCGAGACAUUAAAUGGCUAAGCGUAUGGUGCAGGAGAUUUACCGUCGACUUCGGUGACAUUUUCAUUCCAUUGGAUUUAGACAUACCAAAGCCACGAGUUUUGCCUGAAUUUUCAAGACUAGCGCACGGCCUUCGUAGCGGUAAUAUCAGCAUCCUCGAUAGUAAAACCAUCUAUAUUCCCAAUUUGCAUUACGACGGUGCUGGUCCAGAUGCCUAUUUUUGGGUUGGAAAUGGCUCCGAGCCACAUAUUUUGGGUGUUAAAGUACCCAACGAAGUAGGAAGUUUGGAACCUUUAAGAGGAUAUCAAGGAGAAGACAUAGAGAUAGUUCUUCCAGAAAAUUUGACCGCCCAUGAUAUCGACUGGUUAGCUGUAUGGUGCGUCCAAUACAAGCAAAACUUUGGACAUGUUCUAAUACCAAAGGAUCUCGACGUACCUCCUGCUCUUGGCCAAACGAAAAUUACGCCGCACUGGUGGUACAAACCGACAAGCAGUACGUCCGAGCCGGCUACGUCCAAACAAGGAUUAAGCAAUUGCAAGGAGUUGCUCGAAGGACGUGUACAGGUGCAAUGGGAGUUGAUGGGUGAGGACGUGCAGAUUCAAGUUUCAGGUCGUAUCAAGGAGGACCAAUAUGUAGCAUUCGGUCUAUCCGGUGAACAGGAUAAGCCUGAAAUGCUCGGUGGCGAUGUCGUUGUCGUAGCUUACAACAAGAAGACCGGGAAAUUUAUUGCCGAGGACUAUUACAUGUCUGAUAUUUCUCAAUGCGAUGGGAAAAAGGGUGUAUGCCCUGACGAAAGGGUCGGUGGUAAAAACGAUGCAAUUUUUUUGCACGGUGAAAGAAGGAACGGCAUUACAACAGUAACUUAUAUGCGACCCUUACGCACGAACGAACCCGAAAAUGACAGGAUGAUCCCUGAAUCCGAAACCAGCGUGAUCGCUGCUAUUGGUUCUCUCAAUUCAAGGGGAGAAGCCAACGCUCAUCAGGCUUUCGACGUGACUACCGAGGAUAUACGUAUCGACUUUACGUCGAAAAAUGUCCACGAGUGUACUAAUUCCCUAUACAACAUCCCCAACACGUCUGACAUUGAACCCUGGCCACAAGCCGUGAUCAACGAUGAAGAUACCUUCAGUGCUAGGAUUGGACCAACCGGUGGAAUGAGAGGAUAUUCGCGUAUAACGGGUGAACCAUCAUGGGGUAUCGCAUGGUAUAUCAAUGAUCUAUUAAUACCAAAGAUCACUGUUGAAAGAGGACGAUCCUACACAUUUAUCGUAGAAGGUGGAAACGAUCCUGUCAAUCCGGCCAGAUAUCAUCCAUUUUAUAUAACCGAUAGCCCUGAAGGUGGUUUUGGACAAAAAACUGAAUCUCAACAAAGACAACAAAGAGUGUUUGCAGGUGUGGGAUACGAUAAUGAAGGAUAUCCUUUUCCAACUGCAGCUGGUCGUUAUUGCGAAUGGGUUCAUAAGACAACAGACAAAAGUAAAGAAUCUGAAACGUUCAAAGCCUUUUUCCAAACAUUAAGAUUGGAAUGUGAUGAGGGUGAUCCUGCUAAACUCGAAUGGACUGUACCAGACGAUGCACCAGAUCUAUUAUAUUAUCAGUGUUACUCGCACAACAAUCUUGGUUGGAAGAUACACGUGAUCAACCCCGGCGAAAGACUUCAAAUAAAUGCCAGUGGUUUGAAGAAACAUGCUUCGAUAUCGACAAUAAUAAUUGCCUCUAUCAUCGCCGUCGCAUUUGCGUUCUUAAGAUGAAUCAAAAACGAAUCAAUUUGCCGUUCCUUAUAUAUUCUCUUUAAGGCAUUAUUGCUCUCGUGCUAAUAAGAAUAAGAAUAAGAGAAAGAAAAAGAAAAAUAUAAGAAAAAUUCAUCAGAAUUAAUAAUGAAUAGUGACAAUAAAAUGGAGAAAAAGAAAGAGAGAGAAAGAAAGAGAAAGAGAGAGAGAGAGAGAGAGAGAGAAGAGGAAGCACGAGAGAAAAAUUGUAUAACGACAAAACAAACAAACAAGAACAAAAAGAAAACAAAAAUGAAACACGAUACAAGGUUGUAAGAAAGUCUUUAGUUUGUAAGAAAUUUAAUUGUAUACAAAACAGAUUAGAAAAGUAUUUUUAAGACCUAUCAGAUUCAAUAUUUCAUAUUAUACGAUAUACAUACAUACAUAUAUGUAUAUAUAUAAAUAUAUAUACAUUCAAGACAAUAUUAACAUAUAUAUAUAUAUACAUACAUAUAAAACUAUACAUAAAAAACAAAGAUGAGAGAGGAAACAAAUUCUGACAAUAAGAUCGAUUCUGAGAAUAUAGAAAAUAUUGACAAUAAUAAUUAAACGAUAUGACGGACAAUAAAUACGAGUCUUGAAUAAUAUCUGGACAAUAAUAAUAACGAAAGAAAACAUUCCUUUCGUUUGGGAGUAUCGUUGAUGGUUCUUUAUCAGACAUACAUACAUAUACAUACACACACAUCUAUAUAUAUAUAAAUAUACACGAUACUUUGAAUAAUACAUACAUAAGUAUCCAUCGUAUAUGACCGACCGAUAUUACGUAUCCAUAUACAUAAAUAUUAUAUACAUAAGUAAUAACUGAGUAUAUAGAGGUAAACGCGAUCGGAUUGUUAACUGGGAUAGUCGGUUAUAUAAAUAAAUAUAUAAAUAAAUAAAUAAAUACGUACGUAUAUACAUACAUACAUACAUACAUACAUACAUACAUACAUACAUACAUACAUACAUACAUACAUACAUACAUACAUACAUACAUACAUACAUACAUACACAUAUACACACACACAUAUAUAUAUAUAUAUCUGUACAAUGUAAAUUUUGCACAAAGCUAUAUAGUUGGAUUUAACGUAAAUACACAUCAUUAUCAUUAUCAUCGAUUUAAAUUGUAGUAGUUUAAGAGAUAUACAUUUAUAAAUGCUGUCGACUUGACAAUAAUUCGUAGGAUAGCCAAUCGAAAUGAGAUCGGGUUUAAAUAAGAAAUGAGAGUGGAUAAGAAUUGCAUAAGAAAAUAUUGGAAAUAAUGAACUUUAAAAUAAGAAACUCUUUUUAUCUUUUUUUUUAUAUAUAUAUAUAUUUUUCUUUUUUAAUUUCUUUUUUCUUCGCGGGAAGGCUGGGGCUAGGCGAAGCCUAAUUAAAAAACUUAACUCCCAUUUAAGAUAUAAUAUACUAUAACGUAUAGACAUGAUAUAAUAUAAAUAUAGACAUAUAUAUAUAUAUAUAUAUACACACACACAUAUAUAUAUAUAUAUAAACUAUGGAGUGGACCUUCCUACUACGGAUUGAUAGUAUAAAAUGUGCCUUGGGUGCAGAUAAUAAUAACAAAAAGAGAAAAACAAAAAGAACAAACGAAGAAAAAAGCAGAAAGCAAGAAAGAAAGUAAAAAAGAAAGUAAAAAAAAAAAUAUGUUUAUUUAUUUGAAUUAGGACCCACUCGAACAGGAGAUACCCUGUAGUACUUAGGAACUGGUUUCUUGCGUGCGUGAGAAAAGCAAGAGCACGCGUUUGAAUUAUACCGUCUUCUAUUAUAAUAUAUUAUAAAAAAAUGAUUUACCUGCGGUGAGGUCAAUAAAUAUAUAAAUAAAUAAAUAAAUAAAUAAAUAAUUAAUUAAUUAAUUAAUUAAAUACAAAAAUGCGCACAACGAGUAUGUAUUAACCUAUUUAAUGAGGCUACAUAGAGCACGUACGAUGAAAUCGUCGAUUGCUCUCGAAGAAAAUCGAUCUUCUUCAAAUGAAUGAAAGAAAAAUAAGGGAAAGAUAAAUAAAUAAAGAAAUAAAUAAAGGAAGAGAACUGCUUUUAUCUAAAGUGUGUGCGUGCGUUAAGCGUAUGUACAUACAUUAGAAAAAAAAGAGGAUAUUACCACGCCAUAUAGAAAAACUGAAUGCAACCAAGAAAUCAACAAAAUACAUAAUCACUUUAGAGAGAGAGAGAGAGAGAAAGAGAGAGAGAGAAAGAGAGAGAGAGAGGGAGAGAGAGAAAGAAAAAGAUAUAUAUAUAUAUAUAUACAUAUAUAAGGAGAUGUAGUAUUAAAAAGAAAGUAAUUACAAUCUCUAAUUAACAGACGUGUGUCCAGCUUCUAAGUACCGCCGGGGUAUCCUCUAAAUUCUAAGCAAACUAAUUCUUUGCGAUUUAUAAUGCUUAUAUUGCUCGAAGACCACUAGAUAUUUAAUAUUAAAAUGAUAAAAGAACAAAGAAAGUUAAUAACACUAAGCUAUACAGUUAUUGUAUGCUAUACAUUUAAAUAUAUACAUUAGAAAGAAAGAGAAAAAGAGAGAGAGAGAGAAAGAGAGAGAGAGAUAUGUGUAAAGAUACUAUACACAUAUACACGCACACACAUGUAACACAGAUGCUGAAUAUGAAGAAGUCGAAAAAAACUUUUGGAACGAAAAUUAAAGAGAAUCGAUUAAGCGGAUAAAAAAAAACGAUAAUAAAAAUUGAUUGUUGAUUAGAGCCUAAUAUCUACGUGUUAAAAAAAUAAAUAAAUGAAAAAAGAUUAAAAAAAUAAAUAAAUAAAUAAAUAAAAAUAAAAAGAAAAACGCGUUCUAACUAAGUUAAGAUAAGAGACAAUAAUAAUUCAAGUAAUCUCGAUAUUUCGAUGUUAAUAUCAAUUUUAAUUCUCUCGGACGACAUAGCGAAGUAUAAUGAACGAUAAUUUUUUGUGCCGUAUCUUAUGAUAUUAGUGCCACAGUUCGUUCAUUCUUUCGUUUCUUCUAAAAAAGAAAAAGAAGAAUAGAAAAAGAAAAGGAAAGAUUCUAAUCAUUGGAAAAUAAAGAAACAAACUAAAAUUAAUAAAAAAAGGAAAGAAAACGUAAAAAAAUAAAUAAAUAAAAAGAGAAAGAGAGAGAGAGAGAGAUGGUAGAAUAACAAGUUGGAUUCAAAAAAGAUUCAACUUUCUCUGUGAGACAAUAAAAAAAAGAACGAAACAAAACAAAACAAAAAUGAUCAACUUGCAAAAAUAAAUGAUGAUAAUAAUAAUGGGCUGUUCUGUAAAAAGAAAAUUAAAAAAAAAAAGAAAGAAAAAAUAAUAUCCGCCAUCGUUUCAAAUUUGUAAAAGAAGAAAAACGAAAAGAAAAAAAAAAGAAAUUUUGUCUUAAUAUUGAAAAGUUUCAUAUCUUUGUACGGGUAAUGCCGUCUUGUAAUCGUACAAAAUAAUGAAAAAAAUAAAUAUCAAACAAAAGAAAAAGUAAAAUAGAAGAGAAGAGAAAAAAAGAAG
This is a messenger RNA of Vespula vulgaris, 6694 nucleotides long. RefSeq names its product protein Skeletor, isoforms B/C. Lineage: Eukaryota; Metazoa; Arthropoda; Insecta; Hymenoptera; Vespidae. The record is from RefSeq and is a predicted model, not a curated record. The transcript is spliced from 14 exons. Bases 1123 to 3246 code for a protein of 707 amino acids.